This is a messenger RNA of Varanus komodoensis (Komodo dragon), 2267 nucleotides long. RefSeq names its product arginine and serine rich coiled-coil 2 (gene RSRC2). Lineage: Eukaryota; Metazoa; Chordata; Lepidosauria; Squamata; Varanidae. The record is from RefSeq and is a predicted model, not a curated record. The transcript has 12 exons. Bases 628 to 1824 code for a protein of 398 amino acids.
GCAGAGUUUACCUGGAGACCGCUGAGGAAUCCGAUUCUGAAGUUAGAAGAAAUUCUUCAAUAUCAACUGUAGGGCAGUUCCAAAUCAAGGUUUUAACAGGUUUCGAGGCAAAGUUCUUCUGCGACGCAAGAACCAUGUCUCAGAUCAGAGGCCCAGCUCUCCUAGCACGCCCUGCAGAGCCUACGGGUAGCAGAGGACCACAACAACGAGGCAGAGCCACCACUUCUCGCCGUACGGUGCCACUAACACCCACGCUUCCAACAGCAGAAGCCGCAUCUGUGGCAAAGAGGCUCGGCAGCAACUAUUUGGAGUGAUGGGACACAGAGCUAAGCAUGUCCUCCCACCAGUCCUUGGAGCGCUCUCGCUGCUGACCAGAUGCGGCGACUUUGAUGAGCGCAUUCAUUUGAUACAGCGUGCUCCCACAUUCUUGUCUGGAAUGGAUGCUUAGCUGGCCACUUCCUGUGUCAUCACUUGUCAAAAACUCAACAUUGUUCCACAUGUUUUCUGGAAAUCUUGGUGCCCUGGUAAAAAUGAACAAGCAGAACAACCAAGCUAGUGAUUCAGAGAGAGAGACAGCAGCCCCAGAGAAAUCAUCUCCUGAUAGAGAGAAGAAAAAGGAACGCUCAGAUGCAUCUAGUUCCCCUAGAACUUCAAAACACCAUAACUCGAGGUCACGUUCACGAUCAAGAGAAAGAAAACGAAAGUCAGAUAAUGACGGGAAAAAAUACAGAAGCCGGAGCAGAAGCAAAGAGAACCAACUUCUUCUUAAAACAGGCAAGAAGACAUGGGUCCAAAGAGAAGUCCUCUAAGAAACACAAGUCAGAAGAUCAUAACGACAAAGAACACUCCUCUGAUAAAGGGAGAGAGAGCCUGAGCACUUCUGAAAACGGUGAGGAUCGGCACAAGCGCAAGGAGCGGAAAUCUUCAAGGGGACGAAGUCAUUCAAGGUCUAAGUCUCGUGAAAGGCGUCAUCGUAGUAGAAGCCGUGAUAGAAAAAAGUCAAGAUCCCGAAGCCGAGAUAAAAAGCGGCGUGUAAGAUCACGUUCUAGAUCAAGAUCUAGACACAGGCAUCGGAGCAGGAGCAGGAGCAGAACUAGGAGCAGGAGCAGGGAAAGAAAGAAAAGACCAGAAAAACCUAGAAGAUUCAGCAGAAGUCAUAGCCGAACGCCUAGUCCUCCACCUUUUAGGGGAAGAAAUACAGCAAUGGAUGCACAGGAAGCAUUGGCCAGAAGAUUGGAAAGAGCAAAAAAACUGCAAGAACAGAGAGAAAAGGAAUUGGUUGAAAAACAGAAGCAACAAGAAAUGGCUGCUGCGGCCGCCGCCACAGGUGGUUCUGUCAUCAACGUCGCAGCUCUUCUGGCCUCCGGAACACAAGUCACUCCUCAGAUAGCGAUGGCAGCUCAGAUGGCAGCCCUGCAGGCAAAGGCCCUGGCUGAGACAGGGAUAGCUGUACCGAGCUACUACAAUCCAGCCGCAGUGAAUCCCAUGAAGUUUGCAGAACAGGAGAAAAAGCGGAAAAUGUUGUGGCAAGGCAAAAAAGAAGGGGAUAAAUCCCAAUCUGCAGAAAUCUGGGAGAAACUGAACUUUGGAAACAAGGACCAAAAUGUUAAAUUUAGAAAAUUAAUGGGUAUUAAGAGCGAAGAAGAAACUGGUGGCGGCGGUGGCAGUGCAGUGGAUGAAGAAAGUUAUAAGACUUUGAAGCAGCAAGAGGAAGUAUUCCGAAAUCUAGACGCACAAUAUGAAAUGGCAAGAUCGCAGACGCACACACAAAGAGGAAUGGGAUUGGGGUUUACAUCUUCGAUGCGAGGAAUGGACGCUGUUUGAAAGAUUGUGACCGGAAAGCCUGGGACUUUGUUUAAAAAAAUUCUUGUUCAGAUAUUGGGUCCUUGUUCACCAAAAGCUAGCAUCCUAGCUUGCAUGGGUGUUGCAUUGACUUUAAUUUAUUGACAUUACAAUUUUUGUAAAUAUCAGAUCAGUGAUAACUGGUGUUCCAUGUUGUAAUCAGGUUAUACUCACUUCAUUACACUUCACAGAGCUUUAGAAGGACAUUUUUAGUUCUGUGGUUUCAAAACAGAACAGGUGAGGGCAAACUCAUACAUGGAUAUUUUGUGUCCACUGUCUUGUGUACUUUUGUACUUUAAUCUUGUACAGUUAUUUUCAACUCUUAGAACAUAAAACACAUUGUGUAGGUGUUAAUCUAGCAGACUGGGCCAGUGGGUACAUAAUGCAGUGCAAAACCUGGUUAAUAAAAUGUUUUUUCUCAAAUA